UGCCACCCCUCCUUGUGCGUAAUGGUCUCAGCCUGAACACCCCUGCAGGAAUAGUCCGUCUCCAUCCCCAUGUCCGAGCUCUUAUUUUGAAAAGCCGCGACGCACUGACUGCGUCGGGCUCGUCGCAGGUUUGUGUUGAUCCAUCCGAGCAGCUGCUGAUCCUCCGGGGCGACGGACACGGCCGGUCCAGCCCUGGUGCACCGGGACCGGAGCGGAGCGGGGCGGGGCGCAGCGCUUCACCGGGGAUGGCGUCUCUCGGCGCGGGGCUGCAUCUGAUCCGGCGGCGGGGAGCGGGCCGGAGCUCCGCGGUGGAGAGGAGGAAUCUGCUCACGGUGUGCAGGUUUUCUGUGAAGACUCUGCUGGAUCGCUCCUGUUUCGAGACGAUAGAUGAUUCGUCUCCGGAGUUCGUUAACUUCGUUUCCAUCCUGGAGCACAUCCUCAGCCACCGACUCAAAGGUCAGACCACUUGGUUCGGAUAUGAGAGUCCUCGGAGUUUCUGGGAUUAUAUAAAAGCCGCCUGCAGCAAAGUAGCUCAUAACUGCAUCCGGAGCAUGGAGAGCAUGGAGAACGUACGAUCAUCGAGAGCCAAGGGCAGAGCUUGGAUCAGAGUGGUGCUGAUGGAGAAGAGACUGUCGGAGUACAUCUCAUUUGCACUGAGGGACUUCAAAACCAGCAGGAGGUUUUACGAGGACGGAGCGAUCAUGCUGGGAGAGGAGGCCGGACUGUUAGCCGACACGCUCAUCGGACUCAACACCAUCGACUUCAGCUUCUGUCUGAAAGGAGAAGGUCUGGACGGCAGCUGUCCUGCUGUGAUCGACUACACGCCUUAUCUCAAGUUCACUCAGAGCGCAGACAGCAUCAGCAGCGACGAGGAGGAGAUGAGGACUCUGGGCAGCAGCGGCAGCGAGAGCAGCAGCCCCGACAAAACGGCCACCGCCGCCUCCAUCUUCACCGAGCAGAGCAACCUGGUCAGCAAGUGCAAGCGCUUCGAGCAGAAGUACCGCAUGGCGCUGGAGCAGAAGGGUUACCUGGAAGAGCUGGUUCGUCUCCGAGAGGCCCAGCUGUCCGAGGCCGUUUCCCACAACAAGGCUCUUCAGCAGAGCCUGGCAGACGCCCACCUCUCCCACACGGUGGAGAAAGAGCAGCUGGAGUACAUCAUCCUGGAGCUGCAGGACCAGCUGACGGUGCUUAAGAACAACGAUUUGAGGUCCAGACAAGAACUAACAGCCCAUCUGACCAAUCAGUGGCCGUCUCCUGACGCCUUGGAUGCCAAUGCCGUCGCCUUGGAUACGCUGCUGUACAGGAAGAACACGGGACAGUGGGACGAGAAGAGCUUCCAGAGUCUGGAGCAGCUGUCUGCUGAUAUGAGUCUAUCGCAGACGUCUCUUGAACCGUCGCAUACGUUGAGUCUGGAGGCCCGACCGGCCAACACACAGUGGCCUCACCAAGGUAAAGAGGAAACUCCGUCUCUACGAGGUCUGUGCGGCUCCCUGACGUCGGUAGCCAGCUACAAGUCUCUGGCCAGCCUGAAGUCCAGCGAGUGUUUGGCCAGUCCUGCGACGGAGAUCAGCAGCCCGGGCAUCACUCCUUCGUAGAGCUAGACAACGGCUUCCCGCCAGACAAUCCAGGAAUUUUCUCAAUGUAGGUGAUUUUUUGUUCAUUUCCGUUCUGUGUGUGGAGUCGAGAGCUUUAAGAGAAGAAAGUUUGCGAGCUGAGGAUAUGAUGUAGCAUGUUGCAGCUCCAUCGUACUGAAUAAUGUCUCAUUAAUGUACCAUUAAAAUGACCCCCGACACUUUAGAGGAUCUCUAAAUGUAACUUCAUCAAAGUGUAUUUAAGUUAUUUUGUCCAGUUGGUGUUUUUAAUCUUUGGAGCAAAUGAAUUGAACUAAUAGUACAUUGAUGUAUGAACUCUAAUGCCCCUUCGCAGCAUUGAAUAGUGAGUUUGUAUCUCUGAGAAUGUUGAAAAUCAGAGAUCAGAGUUGUGAGAAAACACAAAAUACUGCAAACCCGAGCAACACUAUGGGUUAUUUUCUGCAGUUAAAAGGAUCUUUUAGUCUCUUGUUGUGUAGCCACCAAUUUCUUUGAUGUAUGAUGGCGAAUGCACGUCUCUUUUGUCACAUUAUGUCUUUAAAAUUUGGGAUAGCACAGUCUUUAGUUCUCAGGUGUUAAUGUUUUUCUUCCUCUGUGUUACUUUGUCACUGUUGUGCAUCAUGCAGUAUCACAUGGUUUUGUUCUCAGGUAAUGAUUUUAGUUCUGGGUUUGCUUUAAAGCUGUGACUGAUAUGAGAUUCCCUUUAAAUAUUAAAAUGCAGUAUUUCACUGUAAUUGCUGGUUACCACGAAUAGAUCAUUCCUUAAACUGUGUAUAAUGAAUUGUGUUUAGCAUUCGGCAAUUAAUAACGUGCAGCAGAUAUUCUGACAAUGAGAAACAAGUGUUAUUAGCAGAAGCUCAGUAUGUCAUGUAUUAUUGGUGACUAGCUGUGUACCUCAACACUGAACACAGAUGGUACACAACAGAAGUGAGUACACCCCAUGCAGUAUCAGUUAAAUGGCAAAUUAUUCUGCAUUGCAUCACCUUACAGUAACUGUGGUACUUCGAAGUCGAACAGUCGGUUGUUUGCUCUGAUGUCAGUAAAGAAAGUAAACUUUAAGUUGGCUAUAUUGAAAAUACAGACCCCACAGUAGAAACUCAAACU
This is a messenger RNA of Amphiprion ocellaris (clown anemonefish), 2693 nucleotides long. RefSeq names its product RUN domain containing 3b (gene rundc3b). Bases 246 to 1595 code for a protein of 449 amino acids. Lineage: Eukaryota; Metazoa; Chordata; Actinopteri; Pomacentridae. The transcript is spliced from 11 exons. The record is from RefSeq and is a predicted model, not a curated record.